Messenger RNA from Endocarpon pusillum Z07020, 954 nucleotides. RefSeq lists its product as uncharacterized. Gene Ontology annotation, cellular component: cytoplasm. The transcript has a single exon. The coding region runs from base 1 to 954 and encodes 317 amino acids. The record is from RefSeq and is a predicted model, not a curated record. Gene Ontology annotation, molecular function: ubiquitin protein ligase activity. NCBI's taxonomy places the organism in Eukaryota, Fungi, Ascomycota, Eurotiomycetes, Verrucariales, Verrucariaceae. Gene Ontology annotation, biological process: protein ubiquitination.
AUGAUAGCAUCGCCAAACAGUUUCGAGGUCCACGGUAAGGUUGGUCAUAAGGAUCGGGAGCGUCUUGCGAGAGCGGUCACUCCAGAUCUGGCAUACGCCAUCAUUCUCUGCCUAACAUCUCACGUCUGCAGUAUUCAAAAUCCUCGUCUCCAUGCAACCGUUGAUACAUACUGUUUAGAACUUCUUCGGUCUACAACCUCAGGGGCUUUGGCCGCUCUACCGAGAUCACGCUCACGCUCACGUUUUGCCCAGGUCACCCUGAAGAAGCACAAUCAUGGCAAGCUACGAAAGUAUCUGUCAACCAUCCCGAUCAAUCUUAUUGAAGCUUUUCUAACCAGCACUCGACUAGUUGAGCAUGCGAUCGACCCUCCCAGUACCAACCCCAGCGAACGACCCCGGCGUCCAGACCUUUCCACCUUCUUUUCUACCCUCUCGCAGAUAACUCCAGACACCUCCGUCCCUCGCACUCGCCAACACGCAGUGCCAGUCCCCAAUGAAGUCUCCGCUGCCUUCCGCAACCUCGCGGACGCAUUCGGGGUCAUGCGUCGCGAUAGCGGAGACACAGACUCUGAGCUCCUAGACUCACUCAUAGAGUCCCUUAUGAGCUCGGCAGAAAGACCACCAAGAGAAGUCGAAGGAGUGGACGAAGAAUACAUCGCGGGCUUGGAGCGAGUCAGCAUCAAGAAAGUCAGAAAAGAAGAUGAUUGUCCAAUCUGUGGAAAUCCUUUUUCAGACGAUCCACAUCCGCUGCUCGUACGCCUUCCGUGUCAUUCCAGUCACAUCUUUGAUCUGGAGUGUGUGAGGCCGUGGUUGAGGCUAAGAGGAACAUGUCCAUUGGAUAGGGUAGAUCUAGGGAAGAGGGAGCGAGAGAGAAAGAAGAAGCAUUUGGAGGAUAUCAAGAAGAAUGCUAAGCCGGAAGAUGAGGAAGAGGAAUGGGAUGGUCUGUAUGGAUAA